UGUGUUGCUCAGGGAAGCAAGAUGGCGGCGGCGGGCGCCUCGUCGUCGGUGUCUGCGGCGGUGGUGUCCGGAGCCGCCCCGCUGGGGAAGGGGCUGGACAUCAGCCUGGCGGCUCUGCAGCGGCACGACCCUUACAUCAGCAGCAUCGUGGACGUGGCCAGCCAGGUGGCGCUCUACACCUUCGGCCACCGCGCCAACGAGUGGGAAAAAACUGAUGUGGAAGGAACAUUGUUUGUUUACAAAAGAACAGCUUCACCGAAAUACGGAUUCACCAUUAUGAACAGACUGAGCAUGGAAAAUCGGACAGAACCCAUAACUAAAGACCUGGACUUCCAACUACAAGACCCUUUCCUUCUUUAUAGAAAUGCCAGAUUGUCCAUUUAUGGAAUUUGGUUUUACGAUAAGGAAGAAUGCCAAAGAAUUGCCGAGCUCAUGAAAAAUUUAACUCAGCAAGAGCAGCUGAAAGCACAGCAGGGAACCAUCAUGGGAAUUUCCCCCGUAAGCCUGAAUUCAGGUGACAGCAAAGAAGUGGAUAUCCUGCGGAUGCUUACUAAAGCCAAAGACGAAUAUACCAAGUGCAAGACAUGUUCAGAGCCCAAACAAAUCACCAGCUCUUCUGCUAUAUACAACAAUCCUAACUUGAUCAAACCAAUUCCAGUGAAGCCCAGUGAAACUCCUCACCAAUGUGCAUCGCAGCAGACACAGAACGCGGAUCCCGAACCGCAUCAUUUGUCCCUGAUGACACUCUUUGGGAAACCAGAAAAAUCUAGCACAUGCCAGGAUGUCCCGGACUUGUCACAGAAACUUCCUCCCAGACAAGGAGUUGUCCGUUCCUUGUCCUACGAGGAGCCGGGCAGGCAUUCGCCCUCCAUUGAGAAGCAGCUUUGCCCAGCCAUUCAGAAACUCAUGGUGCGCGGUGGGGCUGAGCUGCACCCAGUCUCAGAACUCCCCGAGAGCCGACUCUGUGAGAACGGCGGGAAGGUUUUCACCGGACUCUUCCAGCCUGUGGCUCCUCAUGGCGUUGGUGCAGCGUCCCAUCUGGUCCACAACGCAGCCACCACACACAGCUUGCUGCAGCAACUGCAGGGUCAGCCAGCGCAGGUGGCUAAAAUGGAGGCCAGCAACGCAGUACCUCCAUGUCCGGCUGCACCGCUCUUCAGCCAGACUGCUCCUGCGUCCUCAGUCCCCCAGGUCAAGAGUGCAACCCAGCCACCUAUGAUGUAUUUCAAUGGUUCCCUCCCAAGUCAGACAUUGGGGUCUCCUCCAGCCCUUGGAAAGGAACAGUCCAAACUCCCUAAGCAGCCUCCUCCUCUCUCAGGAAACCCACCAGGAAGUUCUGGAGUAAUUUCCCCACAAGAGUUGCUAAAGAAACUCCAAAUAGUGCAGCAGGAGCAACAGUUACAUGUCUCAAGUCGACCAACCUUGGCAGCUAAGUUUCCUGUGGUUACUCAGAGUGGCCCCUCUCUGAAACCUUUGGAUUCCUGGAUCGAAAAGGCUUCAAACACCGAAAAGCAGCUUCCUCUUUUUCAGGUCAUUUCACCGCAGCGGAUCCCUGCGACCGUAGCUCCUUCACUCCUGAUGUCUCCAAUGGUCUUCAGCCAGUCAAACCCGGCUCCACCGAAACCAAAUGAAAGCGGCUGGCUGCCGGUUGCAAACCAAGAAGCCACUCCCAGUUCAGCAAACCUUCUCCUGCCUCUGCAAAACCCAGAACCUCCGGUUGGAAACCUAAAUCCACUGACAAAGCUGCAGCUACAGGAAACCCUACUGCAUCUAAUUCGGAAUGAUGAUAAUUUCCUAAACAUCAUCUACGACGCUUACGUUGCCAAGUCAAGAAGAGAAGACUCGAAAAAGCCUCUGUGAAGCAUAUAUAUAUAUAUAUAUAUAUAUAUAUUUUAAUCUGAAGUCUAUCCUCCACUUGCCUUUUUAAAACAAUGAGAGACAUUGGCAUCUUGCAAACCUUUAAAUGACGCUUAUUGACAAGCAGGUGACGAUUUUAAUGGACGGAAACUGAUAGUGCCUUUCUUGGAGCUGGGACUUGGCCACAAAUUUGAAAUACCUUGUGCUGUUUUUUUUUUUCUUACUUAGACUCUUAUGUCAGAUGGCAUACAUUUUGAUAUUUUGUCAUUACUGUGCUGAUCCUUUGGGUGGGUUUCCUUUCAAAUACAUGUUCUGUGGGUACUUUGCCAGGA
This is a messenger RNA of Anolis sagrei ordinatus, 2189 nucleotides long. It is a transcript of the gene DCP1B, whose product is annotated as decapping mRNA 1B. NCBI's taxonomy places the organism in Eukaryota, Metazoa, Chordata, Lepidosauria, Squamata, Anolidae. Gene Ontology annotation, biological process: positive regulation of catalytic activity; deadenylation-dependent decapping of nuclear-transcribed mRNA; deadenylation-independent decapping of nuclear-transcribed mRNA. Gene Ontology annotation, molecular function: mRNA binding; enzyme activator activity. The record is from RefSeq and is a predicted model, not a curated record. Gene Ontology annotation, cellular component: P-body.